AAAACUCUCCUGAACACCCCAAAACUCCCCUGACCCUCUGCACCCCGAGUUCUCCUGACUUUCUGCACCCCAAAACUCCCCUGUGCACCCCAAAGCUGCCCUGACCGCGGCUCCGUGGCCACACCCGGUUAUUACCGGGCGGCCCCACCCGUAAUUUUGGCUCCUCUUUCAUCUCACGGGGAGCUCAACCCGAACCGCCGAGCCCAGGGAGGGGCCCCGGGGUGCUCGAGCAGCUCCCAAGGGUGGCGCGGCCCUUUCCGGGCUGAAAAUCCGGAUUUUUGUGUUCUCUCUCAGCCUUUUUGAGGGCAGAACCCGGAGCCGAGGAUGGGAUUUUCUGUCCCCUCCCAAACACACCCAGGGUUGAGUCACGGGCCAGAGAGGAGAGCGGGGCGUGCGGGCGAGUUUUGACGCUGAAUCACCCAAAAAAACGCGAGAAAAAUCAAAUUUUUUGUUUUGUUUUGUUUUUUUCCCGGCAGGUUUGAGGCCGCGCUCCACCAUGCACUACCCCGGCGGGCACCUCCUGCCCGGCCCCAAAUUCAUCACCGAGCUCCUCCCUCCGUGCCAGCCUCACCCCGAGCCCUUCGCCAACACCUGCCACCCCCUGAGCAUCACCAAGAGCCCCGCUCCGCGCUGGCGCUGCUGUCCCCAAAGUGCCACCACCGCCACCACCACCGCCGCCACCACCUCGCUGCUGCCGUGCCAGCCGCUGGUCCAGCCGUGCCUGCUGCUGUGCCCGGAGCCCUGCGAGACCGCGCGGCUCCUGCCCGGCUCGGGGGGAUUCGGGACCCCCCAAACGCUGCCGGUUUCGGGGAGCAGCAGGGGCGACAAGAAACGCGUGGCCCGGAGCCUCCCGCCCUGCGCUCCGCGCUGCCCCGAGCCCGGCAGGCUGCGCUUCCCCCCGUGCGGCGUCCGCGGCUCCUCGGCGUCGUGCCGGGGCCAGUGCCGCUCGCACAAGGUGGCCAAGUGGCCACUGAGUUACCCAGAGCCUUGCGGGGGCUACUCGCUGCCCCUCCGAGGGGUCACCGAGUGUCCCCCGCCUCGGCGCUCCCUCCUGCAGGGGUACCUGCACAGGUGCUCCAAGGGGUACCCCACGCAGGAGUUACUCGGGUGUUGCUCCUCGGAGCAAAGGCUGAGUAGCGCCGGAGGAGUCGCCAAGGGGGCGGAGGAGGGUCCGCAGGUCAGGGUGGUGGGCAAGGGGACCCAGGAGUGUCCCCAAGUCAGGGUGGUGACCCAGGAGUGUCCCCUGCCCAGGGUGGUGACCAAGGAGUGUCCCCCGCUCCGGGCGGUGACCAAAGUGACCAAGGAUUGUCCCCCGCUCCGGGCGGUGACCAAAGUGACCAAGGAGUGUCCCCCACUUCGAGCAGUGACCAAGGAGUGUCCCCAGCUCAGGGCGGUGACCAAAGUGACCAAGGAGUAUCCCCCACUCAAGGCGGUGACCAAAGUGACCAAGGAUUGUCCCCCGCUCCGAGCGGUGACCAAAGUGACCAAGGAGUAUCCCCCACUCAAGGCGGUGACCAAAGUGACCAAGGAGUGUCCCCCGCUCCGGGCGGUGGCCAAGGGCUCGGUGGCGCUGGAGGGGACCAAGGGCAGGAGCUGCUCUGCGCAGCACCUGAGCAGGUCCCGCUGCUGUCCCCAGCACCCCCGCGGGCCCCCCCGGCCCUCCCGCCUGGCCCCGGGCGGCUCCAAGCGCUGCGGGCACGCCAAGAAAAGUCGCUGCGCCUCCAAGUGGCUCUGGUGAGGGAGGAGAGGGAGCGGCGGGGAUCGAGGCCGGGGUUGGGGCGAUUUCCCCCUUCCACGGAGCUGAAAUUUGGGGUGAUUCCCCCCUCCAUGAUCCCCAAGGUUGGGGUGAUUCCCCCUUCCACGGAGCUGAAAUUUGGGGGGAUUCCACCUCAGGGAAACCGAAGUUUGGGGUGAUCCCUCCUCCACGGAGCUGAAAUUUAGGGUGAUUUCCCCCUCCAUGGAGCCCAAGGUUGGGGUGAUUUCCCCCUCCAUGGUCCCCAGGGUUGGGGUGAUUCCCCCCUUCCAUGGAGCCGAAAUUUGGGGUAAUUCCCUCCUCCACGAUCCCCAAGGUUGGGUGAUCCCCCCUUCCAUGGACUCCCGGUUUUGGGGUGACCCCCCCUCCAC
This is a messenger RNA of Prinia subflava (tawny-flanked prinia), 2124 nucleotides long. RefSeq lists its product as uncharacterized. The coding region runs from base 497 to 1738 and encodes 413 amino acids. NCBI's taxonomy places the organism in Eukaryota, Metazoa, Chordata, Aves, Passeriformes, Cisticolidae. The transcript has a single exon. The record is from RefSeq and is a predicted model, not a curated record.